UCCUCCCUGCGCUCCGCUCCGCCGCGCUCCGCUCCUCCGCGCUCCGCUGCCGCUGGAGUUAGCUCUUCACCGGAGAAGAGCCGUCGUGACAGCCGUCCUGUUCCACUUUCGGGGCAGAUUACUGUGUGUGCUAUACUGACAGAGAGAAUUUACUUUAUUUUUCGAUGCAUGGGAGUGUCAUCGGAGCGCGCAAAGGAGAAGACAGCCCUGGUGCUCCUAACUGUUGGGCAGGAUGAGUGAGGCGGACACACAGUUUUACAGCGUACAGGUGGUAGACUCCACCUUCACUGUGCUCAAGCGCUACCAGCAGCUGCGCGCCGUCGGCUCCGGGGCCCAGGGCAUCGUCUGCUCUGCAUUAGACACUGUGCUGGGGAUACCAGUGGCUGUGAAAAAGCUGUGUAGGCCUUUCCAGAACCAGACCCACGCUAAACGGGCCUACAGAGAGCUGGUGCUGCUAAAAUGUGUCAACCACAAAAAUAUCAUCCGUCUGAUCAAUGUAUUCACGCCUCACAAGUCUCUGGAGGAGUUCCAGGACCUGUACCUGGUGAUGGAGCUGAUGGAUGCCAGCCUGUUACAGGUGAUCCACAUGGACCUGGACCAUGAGAGGAUGUCCUACCUGCUCUACCAGAUUCUCUGUGGCAUUAGGCAUCUCCACUCAGCUGGCAUCAUCCACAGGGAUCUGAAGCCCAGUAACAUAGUAGUAAAGUCUGAUUGCACUCUGAAGAUCCUGGACUUUGGUUUGGCCAGGACAGCCUGCACUAACUUCAUGAUGACUCCGUACGUGGUGACCAGAUACUACAGAGCGCCAGAGGUCAUCCUGGGCAUGAAGUACAAGGAGAAUGUGGACAUCUGGUCGGUGGGGUGCAUUAUGGGAGAGAUGGUCAAAGGCAGCGUCAUCUUCCAGGGGACUGACCAUAUCGACCAGUGGAAUAAGGUAAUUGAGGUCCUUGGCACGCCCAGUCUGGAGUUUAUGAACCGACUGAUGGAGACUGUCAGAAACUACGUGAUGAACAGGCCACAGUAUCCGGGAGUCAGCUUCGCCGAACUGUUUCCGGAUUGGGCUUUCCCCUUCGAGACUGAACAUGACAAACUCAAAACGUGUCAGGCCCGGGACCUAUUGUCCAAAAUGCUGGUCAUUGAUCCUGAAUGCCGCAUCUCUGUGGAGGAGGCCCUAAAUCACCCCUAUAUCCACGUAUGGUACGACCCAGCCGAGGCAGACGCGCCUCCUCCCCAGAUCUCUGAUAAGCAGCUGGAGGAGAGAGAGCACAGCAUAGAGCAGUGGAAAGAGCUCAUUUACGAGGAAGUGAUAGGCUGGGAAGAGAGGAAUAAGAAUGGACUGAUGAAAGAAGAUUGUUCAGAUGUGGUGUCAGGUUCCGCCUCCCAGUCGUCGUCAGCCAAUGACAUUUCCUCCAUGUCCACGGAGCACACCUUGGCUUCAGAUUCAGACAGCAGCAGCAUUGACACGCUGACCGGGGCCCUAGAAGAGUGCCAGUGAGGGACAUGCCAACCCACCAAUUACCAGAAUUUCAUUUCAUCGUCCGCCUUUAUACUCAAGUAAUAGGUCUAUUUUUAUAUUUUCUUUCCAUGUGCAAGCUGGUGGCUCUGAUUGGUCCUCUUGAGACUCUGUCUGAGACUGCUACCAUAAGGUCAAAUUGAUUAUUGCUGAGGUCACAUAUGUUUGCAUUCUAUUUCAGGUUAUUACAUGUACGCAAAUCUUAGUUUGAAUGCAUGAAUAUAAUAGUUUUAUUUUUUUUAGAAAUAUUACUUUGAGUUAUUAUAACCUAUAUGUUUGAGCAGAGAUUCUCCUGCAUGCAACGCCAAAAUGAACAAAGAUUAGAAUUACUACAAUGCACUAGUCAUCCCAUUUAAGAACUAAUUUAGGUUGAUAGAUGGUGUAAAUAAACUGAAUUUUUGAAUCAUAAUUUUGACUUCUAAUAUCAGAUUUUUUUUUCUGUAGUAGCUUUAUUGUUUUGUUUACAAAUAGGUAGCUGAUUUCUUCUGUAUGUUGUAAGAGACUAAUUUCAAAAAAGUACUAUCUAAAGAAAGGCCACCAUAUACUUGUAAAUCUUUAACAAAUUGUGGAAUAUUUAUUUUGUUUUGCAAAAUGUUGCACACAAUCAGCUCUGGGCCCAUAGGGAUUGCUCUGUGGUUUAAUGCAUGGACUGCUCCUUUUCUAAACCAUUCCACCUGUGCUAUAGAACAGUAACAGUAUCAAGUCAUCAGUAACCAUCAUGCAGCUACAAACACAUCACCAUGUUUAACUUGCAUGACCACAUUACACAUAGUGACAAAUGACAGCGAUCUGAUCUGGUCAUUUUUUUUAAUAACAGUUUGUUUUUGAAAGAUGUAAUUUGCCUUGUUAGCCUUUGUGUGUGCUAGUGUUCUCGUACUGUGUAGCACUCGUUUAUGAUCCCUGCUCCGUCCACGAAGCCCAAAGUCUUUGUUUGUGAAGAGGCUUGUGGAGACCUGACUGAGACCAGAGAUGUCUCACAUGAACUGUAACGUUGCUUUCAGCAGACAUGAUUGCACAAUGUGAUUGAGAUAAGCAAGACAAUAAGGAGUCGCUGAAGACUCAUGCACUUGUAUGUAUCCACGUCAUUAUAAGAAAGACCUUAUUUUGUCAGUCUUGCCUUAAAUGACCCCAGAUGUGGUGAGUUCACAUGAAAAUAAAUACAGACUGAGUGUCAUCCUGUCCAUAA
This is a messenger RNA of Boleophthalmus pectinirostris (great blue-spotted mudskipper), 2699 nucleotides long. RefSeq names its product mitogen-activated protein kinase 9 (gene mapk9). The coding region runs from base 233 to 1495 and encodes 420 amino acids. Lineage: Eukaryota; Metazoa; Chordata; Actinopteri; Gobiiformes; Gobiidae. The record is from RefSeq and is a predicted model, not a curated record. Gene Ontology annotation, biological process: protein phosphorylation; JNK cascade. Gene Ontology annotation, cellular component: nucleus; cytoplasm. Gene Ontology annotation, molecular function: ATP binding; JUN kinase activity. The transcript is spliced from 12 exons.